Lolium rigidum is the source of this 1728-nucleotide messenger RNA. Its product is annotated as G-type lectin S-receptor-like serine/threonine-protein kinase SD2-5. Lineage: Eukaryota; Viridiplantae; Streptophyta; Magnoliopsida; Poales; Poaceae. Gene Ontology annotation, biological process: protein phosphorylation. The coding region runs from base 1 to 1728 and encodes 575 amino acids. Gene Ontology annotation, molecular function: ATP binding; protein kinase activity. The record is from RefSeq and is a predicted model, not a curated record. The transcript has 3 exons.
AUGAAUGGAAGCCUCGAGCUAUUUGGGCAGCCAGGCCAACCAGGUUUAAACAUCUCAUUUCCUCCAUCUGGAUCCACCCAGUACAUGAGACUAGAGUCAGAUGGUCACCUGAGGCUCUAUGGACUGUCUGAUGUAGAAGUACCCAUUGUAUUCUCUGACGCAAUGAACAUAAAUGAUUGUGCUUAUCCAACAGUCUGCGGGGAGUACGGCAUAUGCACUGCCGGCCAAUGUGCUUGUCCACUUCAGAAUAACUCUAAUUCAGGCUACUUCAGCCCAGUGAAUGAACGAAGGCCAAACCUUGGUUGCUCACCAGCAACUCCAAUCUCUUGUGAACAAAUGCACCGCCAUCAGCUGUUGACACUUACUGACAUAUCUUACUUCGAUAAAAGCUAUUAUGUUGAUGCUAUGCACACAGGUCUGAAUUUAAAUGCAAUGAACAUAGAUGACUGUAAGAAAGCCUGCUUGAAGAACUGUUCCUGCAUGGCCGUUGUUUCUAGAGCUGGAGAAUGUGUGUGGGUGACGAAGGUCUUCUCCUUGCAAGCGAUACAACCUGAAAAUGGUGGUUAUAACUCCACUGUCUACCUCAAGGUGCAGCUCAAUCCGUCCAACAGAAACAAAAAGAAGGUCAUUGUAGGUGCUACACUUGGAGCUGUUACUACUCUUGCAUUACUUGUCAUUGUUGUCAUCCUUUAUCUUCAAAAGAGGCGGAAGUAUGAAGAGAAAGGUGAAGAAUUUGAUUUUAAUCAAUUACCUGGAAUGCCAAUGAGGUUUUCUUUUCAGAAGUUGAGAGAAUGCACUGAAGGAUUCGUCACCAAGCUUGGAGAAGGUGGAUUUGGGUCGGUUUUUGAAGGAAAAUUAGGUGAAGACAGAGUUGCAGUGAAACGUUUGGAAGGUGCUAGACAAGGAAAGAAAGAAUUCUUCGCAGAGGUCGAGACUAUUGGCAGCAUUGAACAUAUCAAUCUUGUCAGGCUGGUUGGCUUUUGUGUUGAGAAGUCUGAGAGGCUUUUGGUAUAUGAAUACAUGUCAAGAGGGUCACUUGACAGGUGGAUUUAUUACCACCAUAAUACUGCCCCUCUUGAUUGGUGCACCCGCUGUCAGAUCAUUCUGGAUAUUGCCAAGGGCCUGUGCUAUCUUCAUGAGGAGUGUAGGCGCAAAAUUGCUCACUUGGAUAUAAAACCGCAAAAUAUUCUACUGGAUGACAACUUUAAUGCCAAAGUGGCUGAUUUUGGACUAUGCAAGCUAAUAGAUAGGGACCAAAGCAAGGUAAUGACUAGAAUGAGAGGAACACCUGGGUAUUUGGUGCCUGAAUGGUUGACGUCUCGGAUCACUGAAAAAGUUGAUGUCUACAGCUUUGGAGUUGUCAUCAUGGAAAUAAUAAGUGGAAGAAGAAAUAUUGACAACUCUCAUCCCAAGGAGAAUGUUCCGCUCAUAAAUCUAUUACGAGAAAAAUCUCAAGAAAACCGGUUGAUUGAUCUGAUUGACAAGAAUAGUGAUGAUAUGGCCUCACGCCAGCAGGAAGUAACUCAGAUGAUGAAGCUCGCAAUAUGGUGCCUGCAACAUGACAACAUUCAAAGACCUUCAAUGUCAACUGUGAUCAAGCUUAGGUCUUAUGAGAACAUCAAACCUUACUCACAGAGUCACACAACCCCUCCUACUGCUACCAAUAUGGACAGAAGGGGCUGUUUUCUCAAGACCAUUAGGGUCAUAAUAAUGAAGGUGAUCCAAUAA